This is a messenger RNA of Belonocnema kinseyi, 5185 nucleotides long. RefSeq lists its product as uncharacterized. The coding region runs from base 129 to 4169 and encodes 1346 amino acids. The transcript is spliced from 13 exons. The record is from RefSeq and is a predicted model, not a curated record. Gene Ontology annotation, biological process: response to oxidative stress. Gene Ontology annotation, molecular function: peroxidase activity; heme binding. Lineage: Eukaryota; Metazoa; Arthropoda; Insecta; Hymenoptera; Cynipidae.
CGCAAGGCAACACAUAACCUCAAAAAAGUUCGUCUGUCGUCGAAUUUUUCGAGCAUUGAGUAAAAGUUUCGAAACUUUUGUAUAGUUUUAUUCAUUUUUGUUGGUAAACGUAGGUAAACGUUGUAAAAAUGUCAUAUAGAAAAGAAAUAGAGGAAAUGAAAGUAAUGAAACCUCAAAUUGAAAGAGCUGUACACAAGUUCCUCGGCUUCGGGGAACCUUCGAUUGUCAACACUGCUGUCAAUUGUAUUAAUUCUGGAUUUGAUAAACGCAAAACGGCAGACAAGCUUUCGGCGCUUUUGGACGAGAGGAAGGCUAUAAAAUUAACCGAAAAAAUAUUUAUCAUAUAUGACGACGCCAAAGCUAAACAAAGAAGCAAAAAGCGGUCACACUCUGACAGUAAAGAUAAGGAAAAAGAUGUAAAAAAAGCUAAAAUUAAGGAAGAUGGACAUAAGAAUGACAAAAAUGAUAAAAGUGAUAGAAAUGACAGAAGUGACAGAAUUGAUAGGAAUGAAAAAAAGGAUAAAAAAGAGAAAAAGGAUAAAACUGAUGAUCGCGCCUCUGAUCAGAUAACACAAAUGAUGAGAAACGCUAAGAGGGAAAUCUCAGAACGACAAAAAGUAUUGGACGCUAUUAAAAAGGAUGACGUUCUUCCACCUGUGAGACCCUCUUUUAGAGCCCCAGAGACAUUGCAAUCGGUCAGCAGCAUGUUCAAUCACGGCUUACUUACCAAAUCUGACUCAGAAACAGCUCGAAAGAUUGCCCUUUUAAACAAUAGUAUUGUAAGUAAACUGAAUUCGGGUUUGCUAGCCAGCAUAAUGGCAACCAAGCCCACUCCUCUCAUUCUCGACGAAUCCGGUAAAACGGUGGACGUCACCGGAAAAGAGAUUCAACUCACCCAGCCUGUGCCGACUCUGAAGGCCAACAUUCGAGCGAAGAGGCGGGAUUUAUUUAAAACGCAGAUGCAAGAGUCAAAACCGGAAGAAAUACAAGAAUCGACAUUUUUUGAUUCAAGGAUUGGUGUGAAGCCUGCGAUUCGUCUCAAGCGAGCGCUGAAAUUUCACGAUCCGGGAAAGUUUCAGCAGCUUGCUCACAAGAUUCGCAUGAAGGCACAACUUGAAAAACUGCAAAACGAAAUCAGUCAAAUUGCGAGAAAAACGGGUAUUAGUUCCGCGACGAAAUUGGCAUUGAUUGCUCCAAAGACAGAGGCUUUAAAUGAGGAUGUUCCCAAUAUGGAGUGGUGGGAUUCUGUUAUUCUCGUUGCUGGAUAUCCCAGCGAAGAAGACCUAUCGGCGAUUAAGAUUUCCACUAUUACAAAUCUAGUUGAACAUCCGUUUCAAAUACGAUCACCGACGGAGCCACUCAAACCUUCAUACAUGCCAGUAUUCCUUACAAAGAAAGAGAGAAAAAAACUGCGCAGGCAAACUCGCAGAGAGACAUGGAAAGAAGAGCAGGAGAAGAUUCGGUUGGGUCUUGAAGCUCCCCCGGAACCGAAAUUGCGAAUAUCGAAUCUCAUGAGGGUCCUGGGAACCGAAGCGGUUUCAGAUCCAACCAAGAUAGAAGCCCACGUUCGUCAGCAAAUGGCAAAGAGAUUGAAAGCUCACGAAGACGCGAAUGCAGCACGAAGAUUGACAGCUGAGCAGCGCCGCGAAAAAAAUGCCAGGAAACUUAAAGAAGACACGACGCUUGGAGUUCACGUUGCUGUCUACAGAAUACGAGAUUUAUUCAACAAAGCGAAAAUGUUCAAAGUGGAAACGAAUGCGAAGCAGCUCUACUUGACAGGAUGCAUGAUGCUUUUUCGAGAUUGCAAUGUUGUAGUUGUUGAGGGCGGAGCGAAGCAACUCAGCAAAUACAAACGGCUGAUGUUACAUCGAAUCAAAUGGGAGGAGGACAUUGUAAAGGACACUGAUGGAAACGACGUUCCUAAUAAGUGUGUCCUCGUAUGGGAGGGUACGAGCAAGUCUCGCCACUUCAACGAUGUGAAAACAAAAGUCUGUCCAAUCGAGAGAGCGGCGCGUGAUCACUUCAAAAAACACCAGGUAGAACAUUACUGGGAUCUGGCCUACAGCGGGGCUGUUCUCGACAAUACGGAUGAUAUUCCUGCUUAUAGGUCUCUGGCCCUAUUAGCGGUCUCGCAAUGCACGAUCUUGCCAACCAGGAUGCUGCAGGAUCUUGGAAGACGAGCCAACGCCUCUAUGGAAAAGUAUUAUCUGCAGGAACAGGCAAUUAUGGAUUCUGGAAUUCAUUUGAGUCAAGGGUCACCCUCAUGGUACUUGGCUGCAUCUCAUCAGAUGAGUCCAGCUUCUCAGAAUCUCUCGAAAAGAGCUCUCAGGAUGGAGACAAUGGCGAUGAUGUUGGUGGAGGUGCUCAAGAUGACACCUGAGGAUGCUGUGUCACUUUUGCCUUCGGUAGGGAUCAACGUUUGCACAGGAGCAAUAUCAAACAGCCUUAGGAUGACAGCCGAAUGCAAAAAGGUUGAUCCUAGUUACAGAACUCAUACCGGUAGAUGCAACAAUGCCUUGCAUCCUUCUUGGGGUGCUGCUCUUGAAUCUUAUACGAGGUUUUUGCCUCCUGAAUACCAAGAUGGGGUGUCCUUACCAAAAUCAAAUCUUCCUAGUGCUCGAGAAGUUUCUACCAAAGUUCACUCUGGUGGCCCUGAUAUCAGACAUCCUUACCUGAUGGCUCUAACUGCCAUGUUUGGUCAAUUUGUGGCUCAUGACAUGGCCCAUACUCCUAGGAUGGAGCUUCCAAAUGGAGAAAGAUUCAAGUGCUGUGACGUCGAAUUUGAAAAUUUUCAUCCAGAAUGCUUUCCAAUUCAGGCUGAAAACGCCAUCGGCUGUAUGGAGUACUCCAGGUCGGCUCCACAUCCAGGAACCACGCUUGAGGGUUGCAAGUUAGGACCCAGACAGCAGAUUAAUCAAGCCUCGUCUUAUCUUGAUUUAUCGCCAAUUUAUGGUAGCUCUGAGGAGACCUCGGGGAUCCUAAGAGAAGGCAUUGGAGGAGCACUAAAUACUCAAAGGAAGAACUUGCCAAUGGCUUCGAAGGACUUACAAAACUGCAGGAGUCAGAGCAAAGCCCUACCAUGCUUCCUGAGUGGAGACUCCAGAGUAAACGAGCACCCUGGAUUGGCACUUAUGCACGUGCUCUUCCUCAGAGAGCACAAUAGAAUAGCACAGAAACUUCAUACACUUAAUCCUCACUGGGAAGACGAGAAAAUUUACCAGGAAACUAGGAAAAUUGUUAUUGCAGAAAUGCAACAUGUGACCUACAAUGAGUUCUUACCGGUUAUUCUAGGGGAGCCUUUCCUUGAUAAAUUCGACUUGCGUUUAACCCCAGGAGGCUACUUUCGAGGCUACGAUUUCCGAGCGGAUGCGACCAUAUCGAAUGCAGCAGCCUCGGCAGGAUUUUCCUUCUUCGUUGCUCUGACACCAAAGACUCUUGAUCUCGUUGACUCCCGAUCUACUCAGAAAUCUGGAGAAAGAUCUCUUCUUUCUGCCUUUUAUGCCCCGCAAGAGCUCUACGAGGCUGGAGCAAUAGAUCGAUUGAUCACUGGAGCGACAGCUGGGCAUUCGAGAAAGCCAUUUCCGCCAGGAUUAAAUGAGAUCCUCCUGGAUCGAUACUUUCACGAUGGAAAGACCAACGAUGUCGCUGUUGACUAUGCAGCUCAGAUGAUUCAACAAGGCAGAGAUCAUGGCUUGCCUCCAUAUAUCAAAUGGAGAUCUUACUGCGAUUUACCCAGUGUUAACGAGUUCCGUGACCUUCAAGAAACUAUGUUAUCAGAAACUAUCGAAAGAUUACAGCGAGUUUAUAGCAAGGUGGAAGAGGUCGAUUUGGUAACUGGUGCACUUUCAGAACUACCUGUGGAAGGUUCAGUUCUUGGUCCCACUUUCCUCUGCUUGCUAGGAAAAACAUUUAGAAAUGCUCGCCUAGGAGACAGAUAUUGGUACGAAAAUGAACAUACUCCAGGAUCAUUUCUUCCUGAUCAAUUAGAGGAAAUCAAGAAAACAACAAUGGCUAGGAUAUUAUGUGACAAUGGCGAUAGGUUAAAACGAGUUCAACCAAGAGCUUUUAUUUUGAAAGAUCCAUUUCUAAACGAAAUGACUGACUGUUCGAUAUACAAGAUCGAUGAUCUCAACCUGACCUACUGGCAGGAGACAAAAUCAUCAAAUUAAAGAUUUAGGAUUUUUCAUAGACUUACAAGGAAAAUCCACACCCUUCGCAUUUUUUAAAGUACACCUCUACUUAUAGUAUGCUAAAGUGAAAAUAUUUGUUUUUUAACUAUUCUCGAGAAAAAACUAGUUCAAAACCGUAAGUACGGGCUCGAUUCCUGCUGCCGAUAUUUUUUGCCAAUUAAUUUUUAUUUAAUUUUUGUAUUGCAAUUGACUAUUUAAUGGUUGUCAAUCAAGAAGUGCAUUUUUUAAAGCCAUUUUUCUCAAGAAUAGCUGAAAAGGAAAUCUUAUUACCUUAGCAAAUGUUCCAAAUAAAAUGAAAACAAUUUAUGUUCUCCAUGUUGGGUUGCCUGAUCAAAGGUCAAAGUGCCAACAAUUAUUCAUUAGUAAAACUAAUUAAAUCAUAUUUCCGUCAUAUCCGCUCUGAUAUAAAAAAAGAAUCAGCUCGGAAUAACCAAAUUCUGACUAAUCAAAAACUAUAGUUAGAUAUAAUAUUAAAAUAUAAGUUUACAUGAUAUCAUAAUUCUUAGGCCUUGUCACCAAUAAUGUUGCUGCAAUCGCACUCAUUUUAGAAUUCCGAAGGAAGCGUAUAAUUUAUAUUUUGUAGUAUAAAAUUGUGCAGAAACACGAUUUCUGUCACUUUUUUCCUUUCACCUAAAAACUGCUUUUUUAACAUCUCUAGUUACAUUCUAAAGGACAGAAUCAUUUUUUAAUGAAAUUAGGCAUCUUUAAUGCGUCUGAUUUUUGCAAAACUAUCAUAUCUUCUCAAGAAAUAUAAAUUAAAAAAAUGACUUUGAUACUUAAGGAAUUUGUAUAGAAAUAUCUUUAAAUUUUGAAUUAGGUGUUAGAACCGCUAUUUUUUAAAACAAUUCAUGUGUAUACUUCUUCAAGGUGAAAAGAGCGAAUACUAAAAAAAAAACAGAAUUCCGGCCGUGUUAUGAAUGAAAAUAUAAUUACGAUAAUGAGUCACUUUGCUGAAAUCGCUCGUUCUCGCGAAAUUUCUUCCUCGCAAAAAAAAG